Vitrella brassicaformis is the source of this 2310-nucleotide messenger RNA. NCBI's taxonomy places the organism in Eukaryota, Vitrellaceae. The record is from the annotation of a GenBank genome assembly.
CAUCAGUCCGUCAUGCUGUCGGGUCUGAGUCAGUCGCUAGGAAGCUGGCUACACACUGCCGCCAUCAAUCAAGCUGCAGCAAUGCUCCUCCUCCCUUCGUAUACACAUACUACCUGCAACACACACACACACACAGAGAGAGAGAGAGGAAAGCGGCGGCUUGCCUCGUGUGUGUGAUGAUGUGUGCUGCAGUGUUGUGUCACCGGCCUCUGCCGCCGUCUAUGUGUGCUGUCAGAUCGGUUCAGCCGCUGCCCACCUGCACACAGAACACAUACAGCAGCGCUACCGACAGCCAGCCAGCCAUAUGUGCCCUCCAUGCCCCUCACACACACACCUGCCAGAUCUCCAUCUCAUCGCACGUGAAGUCGAGGGACUGCGCUAGUCUGCCGUUGCCGCGCUUAGUGACCUCCCCUCUGUAGCCGGGCGAAAGGCCAUCCGCCUUGAUCCACUGGCAGCUGCUGAGGUCGGCCGCAGGACCAGGUUGAGCCCACCCCAACCAGAGGACUCCAGCAACGCGACCGAUGCGGGCAUUUGCACUCCAGUCCAUGUUGCUUGCCUUCACCGCCCCCUGUGUGCCGGCCACCCUCACCAUCUGCCACUCCUCGGGUAUCUCGAUCUUGGUCGGCGCGUCAUACGCACCCGACAGCGAAUAGAAGAAAAGGGGCACCUUGUAGCCGUUGGUCUCUGUUGGGUCGUCUGGGGGGUUGAUCUCGCCGUCGAUGAAGCAUCCGAAGCGGUGUGUGUCGCCAUCUCGGAGGGCGAAGAGCAGGCCGCUCUUGCCCUCGACGCACUCGAGCAUCUUGGGGAAGGCAUACGUGUCACGACUGCCCCUGACAGACGACACACACAGAAGGACAAUGUGGUCUCGGCCUGUCAUCUGCCUCUGGCGUGUGAGUGCUUCAUCUCACUUGUACAGCAGUGAUGGCGCUACAGCGAUCUUCUUGUCCGUCAUCUUCAUCACCGCCAGCCACUCGUCGGCCGUCGUGAUCACAUCGGACGCUCCCGCCGCCCCAGCGAGGGGCGGCACCGUGUUGAGGCCGUACAUGCCCAACUCGACGGCGAACAUCUCCUUCUCGUGCGGCGCGAUCACCGGCGGAUGCACGAACCUGCAAGCCGGCAUCACGGUCAGCCGGCGGCCGAAGUCGACGAUGAGUCGGAGGAAUUUGAGGGACGCCUGGCGUGCCUCCUGGUCGGGCCACUCAUCGCUGGAUGAACACACAUACACACAGAUACCAAUGGCUUCUCCUUCCUCCUCUCUGCUGCCUUACGGGUUGUAACGCUUGACGAGGGCAUGGUUGCGUCCGAAGGGUGCGAUCGUACGGCGGAGCACCGACACGUCCUCAUCGCGAACGGUCAGUGUCAUCACCCCGGUCUCCUCACCGCUGCUGUCCCCCUUGACGAACGGCCGGAUGGCCGCCACGAAGGCCUUCAUCUCCUCCUUCUGCUUCUGCAGGCCCUCGAGCAGACUCUCGUAGCGCCUCAUGUGCUCAUCUAUCUGCCGAAACACCCCCUUCACCCCGCCCUCCCCGUCCCCUCCCUCCCUCUGCCCCUCUUGGCCGCUCCCGUCGGCCAUCUCUACAUCCCGCUGCUCGCCUCCCCCGGCACCAUUUGCCGAUGCUGCUGCCGACGAGCCGGGUGCUCGCGGCUGCUCCUCGAUCUCGAUAUCACCGCCCAGCUUGUUUGUGAUGAACAGCGAGUGGUACUCGGAGUAUGAGGGAUCCUCACUCUCGGGCGAAUGGAUGGCGAUCUCGUCCAAGUGAGGGCUCUGUAGCAGCUCCAGCUGGUCACUCAGCCAGGCGAAAUAGGGCGGAUGCAUCUCGAGGAAUGGCAGACUGUUGGCGUCCUUGGGCAGGGCGUCGAUGAAGUGCAGCAGCAGGGUGGAGAGGUACGUCCGCUUCGUCUUAGGGUGCAAGAGGGCUAACACGGGAAUCGACAUGACAGUGCCGCCCACGUUGAGCUUGAGCUUGCCGCUGGUCUUGUGCGGCUCCACCGUGCCGCCGUUUGCGAUGAAGAGCUGCUUGAUCUCCGCCGCCAGCUGCUCGAUUUCGCCCUCUGCCGCAGCUGCUGCCGUCUUGAACACGCCACGAAGGCCAUCCAUGCAUCCUGCCGCCUGCUCAACCACCGCAUCGACCUCCUCACGACCGCUGGUCACGCCAUGCAGCCGGGAGGGGACGACUGACUCAUCAUCGGCCGCUUCGCCGACGGUGGUUUUCCGCUUCUUCGAACCAGCUGGCGCUGCUGCUGCGGCCGACAUCGUCAAUGGCCUAAGGAAAUACGUUAUGCUAUGCAGCUGGGUUGGUUGGUUGGUUG